AUGACCUCCUACCAAACCAAUGAGCUAUUUCGAACCCUCACCAACGCCCUCGCGGAAGUAGCCGCUAUUCCCGAUCUACACGCAGAGAAGAAGUGGAUCCUGACCAUUGCCGCCUUUGCAGCCAAACUCAUCCAAGAUCGGGACAAUUUUGGAGAACCGCGGAAAACCGAACCAACCUCACCUCGUUUGCUGGAACCAGUCAAAGCGUCGCCGGCGGAGCUUGAGGGUCAUUUUCAGCAAUACAACUAUCACGGGAACAAGGUCGGUUGGAACAACCGCGUUGACGAUGAAGCACGGGACAUCCGCCGCCGGUUUCGUGGUCGAGCUCCGCUGCGGCUCCAAGAAGAUACGCUAAUCACCCUUCCCGGGAAGAAUUAUGAUUACUUCCAAUGGCCGUAUCAACUUCCGAUAACCUGGGCGGGCGUGAGGAAGGGGGAUCAGCUACUCAAACUCGACCAGUGGAGGACCAACCUUGCAAAGCAUCUCCCAUCGGCACAUCGACUGGACAGCGUCUCCCCAUGCAGACUUGAGGAGUUUGACGCAUCUCGUUUUGGCACAGAGACGUUCCAGACUUUCGAACCGCAGACUCCUUGCCCGAACAUGCCUCCACACGACAAAGGCAGCAAGUCCUCCUGGACGAUUCCAUCACGUCCUCUGUUGUCCCACAUCUGGGCCGGCUCCAUCUUUCCUGCCCACUGCUACCACAUGAGAUCUGCCGAUGUCAGCGCCCUUCGACUGUUGUUGGAGAUCCUUGGCGGUGUACUUCGGCAGCUUGCCCUUAACAGUCCUCAAUUCAAGAUCCCAACCCCUGCAGUUGCCGAGGAGUCUGACAUGGCGGCAUUGGUCGUAUCGUGCGCCUACGUCGUGAGUGAAUGGAAGGAUCAAGCACUCAGCGCCCCUCCAAGCGGUGCCAGCUACCUGAGCAGUGGCCUAAUCACCUCAGCCUUGAGGAGAUGGUAUCAGUGCUGGACAUCAAGCCCAAGCAGUAGUGAUGGACUUUCAAGCCCCGCAGAGUUGCCCCUUUGUCACGUGUUUGACCAUCUGGAAGAAGGCAUUUGCCACCACCGUGCUCGCCUGGAGAAGCAGAAGCAAGAAGAGAGGGAGGCAGCUGCCAGAGCCCUGCAUUGGAACUUGGCAAACAACGCAGUGGUUGCCUCAAGGAACGUGAGCCGCAGUGCCACCCAAGAAACGCCACCGCACGAGGCUAAAGCGGCGGCUUACUUGGCCCUCUUCGGAAACGACAUCUUCGGCGUCGACUCCUCCAGUUUGCCCAAAAUCGCCCAGAUCAUCAGCACUGCACUCAUUGCCAAGUUACCCUCUGAGGAUAAAGAGCUGGCCAUCGUGGGUGCUUUGGAGAUGAUCCACCGCACAGGCAUGUACGCGGAGAGAGUGAGAGCUAUGCCAGCGAUCACUGCCGCCAUCCGCCCUUGGGAUUGGCGCUCUGCGUAUUUAGUGUAG
Molecule: messenger RNA, 1458 nt
Organism: Trichosporon asahii var. asahii CBS 2479
Lineage: Eukaryota; Fungi; Basidiomycota; Tremellomycetes; Trichosporonales; Trichosporonaceae
Exons: 2
Coding region: 1-1458 (485 amino acids)
Source: RefSeq, a predicted model, not a curated record